AAUUUGUUAGUUCUACGUUCUUUUUGCUCCCAUCAAAGAUGCUAUGAGUAGAAGUAGAUUGUACGUUUUUACAAAGUGCGCGCGUUUUAUGAUUGUUUACUAUUUCAGUAUUUCUGGAGAAUUUAAAUUGUGUUGCGAUGGAUGAAAGUAAAAUGGUAAAUACUGGUGACAAGAGACCUGAGUGUGUGAAAACACAGUUAUUUCGAAGAACCAUGGAAAGCAUUUUUAAAGGAAUUUGCAAGGAUAUCGAUGAAGGAGUGAUGCAAGAGUGUUAUGGAAAACUUCUUGGGAAAUAUCCAGCCCAAAUACAUAGCCGUUUUAUAGACAAUGUAGAAACAGAAUUUAAAAUGGAAAUUGAUGAACUUGUAAUUGAAGAAAAUGUAAAUGAAAAAUUUCUACAACUUCAAAAGCUGGAAGAAGACAUCUCACCAGGAAAUGUGAAAUGGCUGCCGUCGAGGAACUGCUUGAAUGACAUACGUUCUCAUGACUGUCAGAAACAAAUGCAAUUGAAACAGGAGCUGGUGGCUUUAGUAGAAAAAGAAGAAGCAGAGGUAGAAAAAAUGAAGAUGAAAGUAGAAGAUGCAAGAAAACAAUCUGCAAACCUUCAAAGCAAGGUUUCAAACUUGACUGAAAUUUCUUCCAAGCUAAACACGUGCACAGAGAGAAUAGAAAUACUACUAGAAAACUUAGUUUCAGACUUAGAACUUGGUCACUAUAUUUAUGAGUGACUUCCAGCUGUUUGUGUCCCAGAAAGUACAUACCUUUUCUGAGUGCAGCAGUUAUGUCUCAUGAUCCAAAUAAUCAUCGCACAGUUCAGUCUCUACCAUAUUUUGUAACAGUAGUUAAAAAUGUGGAUUUUAUUUUUGUUAUAUUUCUUUGUGUACUGUAAAUUGAUAAUUUUGAUUAAGGGCUAAGACUCUGAAGGCUUCAAACUGCAGUUUUUCAUUCACCAGAUGUGGCUGCAGUUUCUAUUAAAACCCGUAGUAUUAAUGUAUGAAAAAUAGCAUUUUUUUAGUGCUUUGUAUGUGCAAUUUCUUUAGUUUUGAUCUCAUGUUGACAAUAAUUUUUAUUUUGUGUAUAUGUAUAGCAAAAGAUUGAUUGGUAUGGUCCUUUGAACACUAUAGAUUUUAAAUACUAAUAUCUGAAUUUUAUUAAAAUCUGCUGUUAUAUUUUUAUUUUGUAGCCAAUGCACCCUGUCUCUCUAAAAAUUUUGUAUUCUGUCAAUGCAGUUCUUUUGAAGGAUAAUUAUGUUAGUUCUGCUUUUUGUCUGCUUGAGCUGAAAUGUCAAGCAGUCAUAGAAAGCAGUAAAUGCAAUCAAAGAGAAACAAAUGAAAAUCCUCUGACAAUUCACCAUCAUGUUUGCAGUAUUUGUGUAAAAACUAGUGUACAAUUAUGUUCUUACAGGAAAGCAGGAUGUGUAGAUCAUUUUCUGCAAGCAUGGGAAACCCCGACCUACCUCUUUGACUCCCCUGCCAGUAACACUAAAUGAUUGUGUUUAAUGUAGAAAAGUGAUCUACAGUCAGUUGAGUGGUUGUUGUUGUUGUUGUUGUUGUUGUCAACACUAGAAUUCCUUUUAUUGUAAUUUUUGUAACCAGCAGCAAUGAUGCUUCCAAGGUUUUUAUACUUUUUGGUGGAAUGCAGAGGUAGCUACGUGGAGUGCAGUCCAUGAGCCUUUGUAAUCAUCACAAGCUGUCAGCUAGAGACCUCAGUAGACAAUGCAGUGAACAUUCACAUCUCAUUGUGAGGAAUAACUGCAUUCAAAUAGCUGAGCCAUUCUGAGAGCUUAACCUCCUUGCCACUCCAUCAAUUAAGAUUUACUCUGCAUUUGUUCUACAGGCCAUACUGUGGACAAAGUAACUGUCUCCAAAUAGACCUUAUAUGCCCUAGGAGCAACAUUUGUGAGUGUUCCAUAUUCUGUGCAGAAUUUUUGAUGCCUACAAAUCCAUUUUUGGGAGUGGUAAAGCGUACCACUGAAAAUGAAACAUUAUAUCAACACUGGAUCACUGUCACUUACACAGUGUGUUCCCACCUGAGAGACUGUUAAUAUGGGAGGAAAUGGGAAGGUGCUCCAAGAUGACACAAAAACACGUCAAAGAAGCCAUGAUCCUUGACAGUGAUCUUUGUGGGGGAUAAGGGUAGCAUUUCUGUGUUGACCUCAGAACUGAGAGAGUUACCAUAAAUGAUGUCUAGCUGCUGCAAUAACUUGAUUACAUUUUGGAGUAUUUCAGAUGAGUAAAAUAUUCCUCUGCUGUGGAUAUGCAAACUGCUUAGUAGCUAUUGAGGCCCAUGUGACUGAAAGACAUUUGAAGAGCAUGUACAUUGCUUAAGAUAUGAACUGUAACCUUGGAGCAGUAUGUGUAUUGUUCUCUAGCCAUGAAAAGGUGUUUCAGUCAAAACUAAUGUCACAUUGCUGUGUGGUUCACAGGAUUCCAACUGCCUCCCACCUACGAACAGUCAUACAGAACAUUCUGAUUACUUAUUGACACAUAUUCUUCCAAGCAACAUGAACAGAUUUCAUAUCUGCCAGAGGCACUACUAAAGUUGGAGGGUAGUGGGGGGAUCACCAACUUCUGUUGUCACAUUCUUCUUAUGGUAGUGCAAAUGUCUUAGUAAUAUUAAAGAUGAUGACAGGCUAGUGUCAUUUGUUACCUGUCUAUAAAACAAAGCUGUUUUUCAUAAAUACCAGAAAUGUUUAAACUGUCAUCAAUUGCUCUUUGUGCUGCCAGUGUUACUUCAGAAGACAGCUAUCUUUAUAACAUCAACAAGGCUAGGGUCUGCUUUGUUCAAAGCUUUAAUGAUUCCCAUAUAUGACAACAUAAGCCAGACACUGGAGAUUGCAUUUGUGAUGCUGCCCUGCAGAUCAGUGACUCAUGCCACAUAUGACUGAUCUAUUAUUAUUAUUAUUAUUAUUAUUAUUUGACAUACUGGUUAAAGUUUAAAAAGCAAGCCACAUUGUGAUUUUGGUAUAUAUUUUAAGUAAAAUUAAAUUUGAAAAUAGAAUAUGAUUUAGUUGGAACAACAAGCCAAUGAAUAUCACCAGGCGGCUCAAUUUUAUUUGAUAGUACCUAGAAAGUAACUGAUUACUUAACUUUUCAUGUAAGAUAAAUAGGUCCUAGGUUUUUGCACUUUAACUUCUUUUAUUGCUUCCAGUAGCACUAGUUAAAAUUACACUUUUGUAUAAACUUCUCUUCUCUCUCAGCUCCAAGACAGAAGGUAUUACUGAUAAACAAACAUUGUGUACUGAUGAGUGCAAACAUGAUCUAGACCUUUCCAUGUCCAUAGCUGUGAUUAACUUGAAACUGUGGUCAGUUGACAAGAGCAGUUGCUGAGGUAUAAAUAUAACUCUAACAAUGCAGACUCAUUACUUAACAUUUCACUGCAAAUUUAUUAAUGUCAUUCAAGUGCAAUAUCACACUUUGAAGAAAGAAAAAAGGUUUAACAUAAAACAAAUUUUGACGAAAGCUAAUUUUCUGUGUGAAAUUUUGAAAAAUGCAAUUUGUAAACAAGUAGUUGCAAAUAAC
Messenger RNA from Schistocerca cancellata (South American locust), 3521 nucleotides. RefSeq lists its product as uncharacterized. The record is from RefSeq and is a predicted model, not a curated record. NCBI's taxonomy places the organism in Eukaryota, Metazoa, Arthropoda, Insecta, Orthoptera, Acrididae. Bases 138 to 728 code for a protein of 196 amino acids. The transcript is spliced from 3 exons.